This is a messenger RNA of Ananas comosus (pineapple), 1208 nucleotides long. Its product is annotated as putative methyltransferase DDB_G0268948. Gene Ontology annotation, molecular function: S-adenosylmethionine-dependent methyltransferase activity. The transcript has 2 exons. The coding region runs from base 207 to 992 and encodes 261 amino acids. The record is from RefSeq and is a predicted model, not a curated record. NCBI's taxonomy places the organism in Eukaryota, Viridiplantae, Streptophyta, Magnoliopsida, Poales, Bromeliaceae.
AUCUUUGCUUGAAACCCAAGAAACAAAGCUCAAUUUUGAUUCUCACAAACUAGUCAACACAUACUAUCCUCUUUAUAAAACCACCACAAGAAUGGGGGAGAAAGAGAACAGACGAAGCAUAACACGCAAAGAGAGAGAGAGAGAAGGAGAGGAAGGAGAGGUUUUAUAUGAUCAGUUGUGGAAAAUAAGAUUGAUUAAGGUAAUUAAUGGCGGAGUUAUUUCGCAAGCAGGCGGAGAAGUAUGCGGAGGCGCGGCCGACCUACCCGCCGGAGCUCUUUCAGUUCAUCGCAUCGAAGACGGCCCGACACGACCUCUGCUGGGACGUUGGCACCGGCAGCGGCCAAGCCGCCGUCUCGUUGGCGGAGUUGUACAAGUCCGUGGUGGGCACGGACACGAGCGCGGAGCAGCUCGCCUACGCGCCACGUGUCGCCAACGUCCGGUACGUCCACACGGGGCCCACCCCGUCCCUACCAUUCCUCCACGGCCACGUGGCGGCCCCAUCCACCGUCGAUCUCAUCACCGUGGCCCAGGCAUUCCACUGGCUCGACCCGGCCUCCUUCCACGCGCAGGCGCGCUCACUCCUGCGCCCGGCCCACGGAGUCCUCGCCGCGUGGUGCUACACCGUGCCCACCGUGGACCCAGCCGUGGACUCCGUGCGCCGGCGCCUGUACGCCGAGUCCGGGCCCUACUGGGCCCCCGAGCGGCGAUUGGUGGACGAGGAGUACCGGAACGUGGAGUUCCCCGUGGACCCGGUGCAGGGGGAGGAGGGGACGGGGCCGUUCGAGUUCGUGUCGGAGAGGGAGAUGGAUCUCGGGGCGUAUCUGACGUACAUCAGGUCGUGGUCCGCGUAUCAGACGGCUCAGGAGAAGGGCGUGGAAUUGUUGACCGAAUCGACGGUGGGUGAUCUCGUCGAGGCCUGGGGUGGGAAUCCCGAGGCGGUUAAGGUAGUUAAGUUCCCGAUCUUUCUCAGGAUUGGGAGAGUGCGCGAUUAGGGCGAAACAAUAUAUGCACCCCUGCACCAGGUGUAUCUCCACACUCCCUCAUGCACCGCACCAACUAGAGGGGCCCCGUAUUAUAUAUAAAUAAAUCACGUGGUUUGAAAUGGUAGAGAAAAGAACAUUGUUUCGGUUUUGUGGUGAUGUAUAAGUUUUAUAAAUAUCAUAAAAUAUAUUUAAUGAAUUAAAAAUUGAUUUUAAUGUCCUUAAUUC